UGGCUAUCAGUGUCUUCCUUACAUUUUCACGUGAAAUACAACAUGCAGUAUUUUAGGAUCACACAUAGUCAAAUGCUCUUACGGUUCCUAACUAUGGCUUGCUGAUCAGUGUCAAUUAAUUUCGAAAAAGCGAAUCGGAUGGCUCGCCAAAAGGAACCGUCUCUGUACACGGUAAAGGCAGUCCUCAUACUGGACAACGAUGGCGAGAGACUGUAUGCAAAGUACUAUGAUGAGACCUACCCAACAGUGAAAGAGCAGAAAGCCUUUGAGAAGAACAUAUUCAACAAAACGCACCGCACCGACAGUGAAAUUGCCUUGCUAGAGGGCCUAACCGUUGUCUAUAAGAGCAACAUUGACCUCUACUUCUAUGUGAUCGGCAGCUCGCACGAGAACGAGUUAAUGUUAAUGUCUGUGCUAAACUGCCUGUUUGACUCGCUGAGCCAGAUGUUGAGGAAGAACGUAGAGAAGAGAGCCCUGCUGGAGAAUAUGGAGGGGCUGUUCCUGGCCGUGGAUGAGAUCGUGGACGGAGGAGUGAUCCUGGAGAGCGAUCCCCAGCAGGUGGUCCACCGCGUGGCCCUCAGGGGGGAUGACGUGCCUUUGACGGAGCAGACGGUCACCCAGGUGCUUCAGUCCGCAAAGGAGCAGAUCAAGUGGUCCCUGCUGCGGUAGAACUGGACCUCGAUGGCUUCCAAGGGGCAUCAUCAAAAAAAAAAGUGUUUGCCUUUUCCACUCCCAUCCAGUGAUUGGCCCAUCCCUCCCCCACCCCCCAUCCAGUGAUUGGCCCAUUCCCUCUCGGUUCUAAUUCCUCCCAUCACUGCACUGAAUGCUCUGGUUGUUCACCCAAUCAGAAUCACCACGAGACCUCGUUGUGGUUUGUUUUACUUCUUUGUGUGUUCUCUUGUCUUCUUAAACUCUUCAUUCCUGUUGGCGGAGAGGAUCAGGGAGCACAAGUUUGUGCGUGUUGCUGGGUAAUCUGUGGAAGGCUGUUGGAACAGUUAUGUGAAAUAAACCUCCUCUCACAUGGUUAGGACCAGACCACUGUCUCCACUAGUGGCGUUAUUAUGGCUUCACACAUUUGCAGGAACUGCGACCAAACAAAAGAUUGUCUCUCCUCAGCAAAAGGCAACGAUAGGUUAAUGCCUGUGAAUUGCUGAUAGCAUUUUGUUUCUCCAGCUAUUUUUGCUGUAAUUAAUCCUCAUUUUCCCAUUACCAGGUGUCAGUAAUUGACUGGUGUGAGCCAAUCAAAAGACGUUUUCCUCCACAAAGCAAGUUAGGAAUAAUGCAUUGACCAGCACACUCAUUUUUGAGUUCAUGACACCUCUCUCCCUUUGCUGCGGAUGGUCUAGAACAAUUCAACAAGAGACCGGGGGUCUCACAGCUUGAGCUGAAAAAGUGUUCGUUUUUUUUUGGCAGACUAACCUGUACACGUUGAUCAAUUCCAAUCAGUGUAUGCAGAGCAGGUGUUCACAAAUCAUGUUAUCGUGAGGAUCAAGCUGUUGUGAUUGGGAAGAGGCAUUCUGUUAUUCAGCAGUGCUGACUGCAGUAACCGAGGACUCUGUUUACCUGGGUCAAUAAGCUUUUCUGCAUUCAACACGCUUGCUAAUACCUGGUAGACUUGGGCAGGCUGUUGUUGUGCAGGGGGAUGGAUGCUGUGUCAUCUGUGAAGUGUGAAAUUACCCCCUGAACACAGCCUUGUUUCUGCAACAGUUUAUCAAAAUGGUGCUUCACCUCACCCUCAGGCAUCACCAUUGAGUUUUGGUGCCUUCAUUCAAAAUGCCUUCAGCCAAAAUCCAUAUAAAAUGAGUUAGCUAGCCCAUAACAUUUGUGCUGCCAGCCAGCCCAUCCUGUUACGGCAGUGGCCAGUGCACGGAUGGGCAUUGGGCACCACUGUCUGGUUUUUGAAUUGGGGGCCUUUCCAUUGGCCAGCAGCCUUGCUGGGUGAUGCAGUUGGCACCAUUGUUGUCACUCAGAACAGGGAGAGUUUCAGUCAGCCUGGACAAUGGCAUCUCAUCGUGUGUUACUGACCCCUUUGAACGAUGAGGCACUCUGCAGUCCUCAGCACAUGAAGUGCGUUCCUCCGCCUCGUGCGUCUCUUCAAGCCUGAUUUGUAGACUACGAUGUGAUCAGAAGCGGUUACAAGUCUUUAAGUAGAGCCCAUGCUCGUCUACGCCGUCUCAAAAUUGAUAACAGGGCGUGCUGAUGAGGAACACAGCAAAGGAGAAUUUGAAGAGAAGCAAAAUUCUGUUCGUUGUUAAUGUUCAGUUGUAGCAAAGAUCAAUGUGUGUCCAUGAGCAGUCAUGUGACUUCACGGUCAGGCCAUGUUGUUGUUGCCUUGCAUGGUGUCUGCAUUCUGCACAUAGUAUUGUACAUUGUGCCAGUCCCAUCUGGAAUAGCCUUUAGCCCCCAGAGGUAAAAAUAUAACCCCAGAUAUCACACAAAGUUCUUUCCACUUCACGUCGCACCCAUUGGCUUCCUGGUUUAGCAUGUACGUGUUGCAUCUGCCUCCAUGACAUUCCCGGUUGCUCUGCCCAAAACACUAGUCUGCUCUUUGCUGUGUUACCCAAGAUGUGACAAAAAAAUGCUGUUCAGAUAUGAAUAAAACCAUGUUCUUUGACGAG
Anguilla anguilla (European eel) is the source of this 2618-nucleotide messenger RNA. It is a transcript of the gene copz1, whose product is annotated as COPI coat complex subunit zeta 1. The coding region runs from base 139 to 669 and encodes 176 amino acids. NCBI's taxonomy places the organism in Eukaryota, Metazoa, Chordata, Actinopteri, Anguilliformes, Anguillidae. The transcript has 9 exons. Gene Ontology annotation, cellular component: COPI vesicle coat. Gene Ontology annotation, biological process: intra-Golgi vesicle-mediated transport; intracellular protein transport; retrograde vesicle-mediated transport, Golgi to endoplasmic reticulum. The record is from RefSeq and is a predicted model, not a curated record.